Branchiostoma belcheri (Belcher's lancelet) is the source of this 1223-nucleotide messenger RNA. Its product is annotated as tetraspanin-9-like. Bases 60 to 1112 code for a protein of 350 amino acids. Lineage: Eukaryota; Metazoa; Chordata; Leptocardii; Amphioxiformes; Branchiostomatidae. Gene Ontology annotation, cellular component: membrane. The transcript is spliced from 11 exons. The record is from RefSeq and is a predicted model, not a curated record.
UAGAAGUGGAAGAAUGCGCGGGACUGCUGACAGAAGGGAAAACCAGCCAGCCUGAGGACAUGAAAUGCUGCGUUAAAACAACUUUCAUCACCGUCAACCUCAUCUUCAUGGUAGCGGGAGCCGGGGCGAUCGGGGCGGGAACAUGGGUGAUGGUGACGUCACCAGAGCAGUUUGACUUUCUGCAGUACCUGAACACCAACCCGGUGGUGAUAUACGGAAUUGUGAUGCUGGGGUUCCUCAUGUUUCUUGUGGGUUUGAAUGGCUGUGUCGGGGGUUGUAGGGAGAGCGCAUGCGUACUAGAUUUAUACCAAGGGAUCGUCAUCUUUCUACUGCUGGGCGAAAUUUCACUCAUCGUCGUCAUCAUUCUUCAGAGAAACGAGUUGGAGCUCUUCACGGGACAGUUGUGGGACGCCCUGAAUGACGAGACAAAAUAUUUCUUCCAAAAACAGUUUGAGUGCUGUGGUUUUGAGAACGUGACGGACUAUAACCUCCCGAUUUCUGACCUGCACCAAAGCUGCUUCUCCGUCAACAGUACGGUCCCUUCGUCUCUGUACGCGAGAGGAUGUUUCACGGGAGUACAGACCUGGGCCCAGAACAACAUGGAUGUGCUGAUCGGGAUAGGCGGGGGGCUGUCGGGAGCUAUCGCCCUGCAGAUAUUCCAGUCGAUGAUGGCGUGCUGCCUGCGGUACUUCAUCGGGAAGCAGCGGCGGGUGGUGGCGGUCCCCCCGCUGCCCAGGAAGAGCGAGCGCGCCAUCCAGACGGACACCAAGAAGGACGCACAGUCCGGACCGGAGGCCAAGCUAGACGUCGACACGAAGCCACAGAUGAGAAAUAUAGUGAGAGGUAAGAAAGCAGGCCCCAUAUCAGACGAGAGGUUCCAGUGGAACGAGUACUCGACGCGGCUGGAGAAAUUCCGCGACAGGCGCGACCACUGGUGGCAGGACGAGCCGGGGGACGGCUACAGUACCGGCGUCAUUACCGCUACAUUCAGUCGCGAAAGCGGCGUUGGCUCCAGCGUUGGGACCCCUGAUAGCGUUGGGACUUCCAACGGUGUAGAAGCUAGCGUUGGGACGUCUGACGAUGGGGCUUCUAGUGGUAUAGGCUCAAGCUAGUGUUAGCGUCAACACCAGUGCCUUGAGUCGCGAAAGCGGCGUUGGCUCCAGCGUUGUGACCCCUGAUGACCACGCUAGCGUUGGGACUUCCAACGGUGUAGAAGCUAGCGA